Messenger RNA from Lucilia sericata (common green bottle fly), 2633 nucleotides. Its product is annotated as receptor-type tyrosine-protein kinase FLT3. Gene Ontology annotation, molecular function: transmembrane receptor protein tyrosine kinase activity; ATP binding. Gene Ontology annotation, cellular component: signaling receptor complex. Lineage: Eukaryota; Metazoa; Arthropoda; Insecta; Diptera; Calliphoridae. Gene Ontology annotation, biological process: cell surface receptor protein tyrosine kinase signaling pathway; positive regulation of kinase activity; multicellular organism development. The transcript is spliced from 16 exons. The record is from RefSeq and is a predicted model, not a curated record. Bases 44 to 2242 code for a protein of 732 amino acids.
CGCAUUACUGUCCAAAUGACAAAUCCUAUGGGGCUACGAAGACAUGCCAGAAAAACGAUCUGUCUAUAUAAUACUCAGCAAUUUAUUGCUUCACACACUAAAUGUUAUGGCCAUCACAAAUAGUUUGCUUCAUGGCGAAAUUACAGAUAUUGAAACAGAUAUUGGAUUGAACGAAAAUAAAGAUGAACUGCAACUAAAACUAAGUUGGAAGGAUAAUUUGCCAAAUGAUACUUCCUAUAAUGUCAUCGUCACUGCUGUAAACAGUACUGAAUGUUAUGAAAUGCCUUGCAGUUUAUAUGGAAUUCCAAAGCCUAAAGACUUUAUAUUAAUACCUGAAAAUCCAAUUAGUUACUUGGAUAUUGUGGAGUGUAGAUACAUGUUCGGAUGCAAUUAUACAUUGGUGGUGGAAAAUUCCAACGCAGUAGUAUCUAAACGACAACUAUUAACAAUUCCAUAUUGUGUAUCAGGUGUGUGCUCGUGUCAGCAUCAGAGUACGCUGCCAAAAGUAAAUACGGUGGGAUUGAUAUUUAACAAUCACACCAUUCAUUUGAAGUGGUCCCUAGCAAGCGACGAAGAAAUAUUUAAGAAUAUUCAACUCAAAAAGAUAUCAAUCAUCAUUAACGAACAAACUAAUCCAUCAUUAUCAUGGGGAGGUAAAAAUCUACCAAUUUUGGAAAAAAUUUAUCCAUUAACAAAUUACAUGUCGAAUGCAUCUUCAUCAUUGUCCAAUCGAAUACAACAGGGCAUGUUUAAAAUCGAAAUUAAUCGUGAUUUAACACCUGGAACAGUUUUAAAUAUACACUCGAAUGUUAUUGAUGAGUUAGAGUGUCUGGGACCGUCGAAUGUAAUAAAAUUGAAAGUGCCAUCAAGUGCAUUAAAUUCAUUAGCAAAUGAUGAUCAUGAUGUUGAUAAUAAAAAUUCCAUUGAUGACAAUGUGAGAUUGGCGUUAAUUUUGGUCUCUGCGUCGUUUAUUACUGCAAUAAUUGCAGUUUUUAGCUACUAUGUUUGGAUUAAACACAAAUCAAAGCAAACCAAUGAGGUUGAAGUUAAUGGCGAAUUUUUACCAACGGCAAUCCCAAUGGAAAACAAUAUUAAUUACGUUCCAUAUAUUGAGUUUCAGAUGGUACAAAGAAAUAGUCAAUUUGAAAUAGCUCCCGGUGAUAUACACAUUGAAGCUGAAAUCGGAGAAGGAGCCUUUGGUCGCGUUUUCAGAGCUACAGCUGUAAAUUUAUCACAAGUACAGAGAGGCGAGCUGGUUGCUGUUAAACAACUUAAGAAAAUGUCAACUCAAGAAGAGGAAAGUGAAUUUUUAAAAGAAAUAGAAAUGCUACAAAAUGUUGGAAUGCACAGCAACAUAGUUCGAUUUUUAGGAUGCUGUACACUUGAAAGGCCAUAUUUUAUGGUAAUGGAGUACGUUGGUCGGGGCGAUUUGUUAUCAUAUCUACGUAAAGUACGUGAAGAAAGUACAAAGCUUAUCAAACAAAAUGCCAAUUAUAAGAAUUUAGGAUCUUCUGUAAGAACUUCUGGACAAAAUGAUGUUAAAUUGAAAUAUUUGGAACUAAAAAUGACCUCUACACAGUCCGUUGACAGUGAAAAUGAAUCAAUGGCGCGCGUUCCCAUACCAUCAUUUGCUGAAACCACAUAUACGGUUAUCAACGAUGAAGACGAUGCGGACACGAAAAUUUUUGAAUAUCGGUUGGAUAAUAAAGAACUUUAUGAUUUCGCUCUACAAAUUGCAAAUGGAAUGAGAUUUUUGGAGGAACAAAAAAUUACUCACCGCGAUUUGGCUGCACGUAAUGUACUGAUCGAUGAUAGAAAGACGUUAAAAAUUUCAGAUUUUGGUUUAUCUCGCCAUGACGUAUACGUUAAUACCAAAGUUAGAAAGUUGCCACUGAGAUGGCUUUCAAUCGAAGCAAUACUUGACAAUAUUUAUACAAAUAAAAGCGAUGUCUGGGCUUAUGGUGUGGUUUUAUGGGAAAUCGGCACAUUAGGAGCGUCUCCAUAUCCCACAUUAAGUAAUCAUGAGCUGGUAAAGUUUCUGAAAAUGGGAGGACGUUUAGAAAAACCCGAUAUUUGUACUGAACAAAUCUACGAACUUAUGUUGAAAUGUUGGAGUGAAUUUUGUGACGAAAGACCAUCGUUUGAAGAGAUUUACACAAUAUUAAGCGCCAGCAGUGCUUACAUCGAUAUUAGUACUUUAAGUGAUGACUACGUAUUUCCACCCAUUAAAGAUAAUGAUUAGUUCCGUAUAAUAUUCCUAAUUUUUUAGUGCUACAAUUAAUUAUAAUAAGAAAACAAAAUAAUCGUACAAAAUUUCACUUUUAUAAAGUGUUUCAUAGGUAUAGUACAUAAAAAUAGUACAUACAUACAUACAUAUGUAGUUAAUAUUAAUAAUUAAUGGCAUGGAGGGCUUUACUCCGCAGUUUGGAAUAGUAAUCCCUUAAGUAUACAAGUAUAAAUACCUGAGUAUUUGGUUAGUAAUUAAAAAUGAAUCAAUUCUACAUAUUUCAAAAUUUAUAGUAUUAAAUUUAUAGUUUUACUCAUUCCGCAACUUACCAUAAUAUUAAGGAAAACGUGCAUGUGUAUAUGUAUUAUUUACCAGCAAAACUAAAAUGUUUAAAAAUAAUAAUAAA